AUGUCGUUCUUCGCAAAGGCAGCAAAACAGUCAUUGAGACUCAACCAAAGAUUGGCUUUUACCGCUCGUCCAAGUUUAUUCAGAAUGGCUUUAUCCAGCAAGGUCACCCCUGUCAGCUCUACCAGAGCUCCUCCAGCUGCCGCUUCCUACUCUCAUGCCAUUAAGGCCAAUGGAUUCGUCUUUGUUUCCGGCCAAAUUCCAUUCACAGUUGAUGGAAAGCCAGUUAAUGGUGAUUUCAAGGCUAAAUCUGAACAGGUUAUCCAGAAUGUCUUAGGAAUUGUCGAGGACUCCAAUUCAUCUCUUGAGAAUAUCAUCAAGUGCAACAUUUACCUCAGCGACAUCUCCAAGUUUGGUGAGUUCAACGAGGUGUACGCUAAGUACUUCAACACUCACAAACCAGCCAGAUCUUGUGUUGCUGUCAAGGAGUUGCCAUUGGGUGUUCCAUUAGAGAUGGAAGUUGUUGCUCUCGAGAAGAACUAA
Brettanomyces bruxellensis is the source of this 480-nucleotide messenger RNA. It is a transcript of the gene MMF1, whose product is annotated as Protein mmf1, mitochondrial. The transcript has a single exon. Gene Ontology annotation, molecular function: deaminase activity. Bases 1 to 480 code for a protein of 159 amino acids. The record is from RefSeq and is a predicted model, not a curated record. Gene Ontology annotation, cellular component: cytosol; mitochondrion. NCBI's taxonomy places the organism in Eukaryota, Fungi, Ascomycota, Pichiomycetes, Pichiales, Pichiaceae.